AUAUAUGCUCGCCUUCUUCCCGGUCCACAUGAAGUGAUCCACACACUGCGGCCAGAUCUGCGAUAAUGAGGAAGCCGGAUGCUCCUCCCAGUGGCAGCACCGGCGGUGGAGGUAACAAGCUGAGGAAGGGGCUGUGGUCGCCCGAGGAGGACGAGAAGCUCAUGAACUACAUGCUUAGGAACGGGCAAGGGUGUUGGAGCGACGUCGCCCGGAAUGCCGACUUGCAGAGGUGCGGCAAGAGCUGCCGGCUUCGGUGGAUCAAUUACCUGCGCCCUGAUCUCAAGCGCGGCGCUUUCUCCCUCCAGGAAGAGGAGCUCAUCGUCCACCUUCAUUCCAUUCUUGGCAAUAGGUGGUCUCAGAUCGCUGCGCGUUUGCCUGGUCGAACUGACAACGAAAUAAAGAACUUCUGGAACUCCACCAUCAAGAAGAGGCUAAAGAACUCCAACAACAGCGGAGAUGCGGAGACCAGAGGAGGAGCCGCGAGCCUUGCACACGUAAAGGAGCAUCAACUGCAGGGCAUGUACGUGGACUCCUCCUCCUCCUCGUCGUCUUCUUCGAUGCCUGGUGGUUUGUUCAUGGCCAACCAGUAUGACCUGCUGCCCCUCCCCGAGGUCGGCUGCGGCAUGAUCAGAGUCGAAGACAGCUCCUACUUCCACGAACCACCAACCGUAGCCCAAGCCGGCAUGGAGAAUGGGUUCUAUGGGGAUGGCCAGGGAGUGAUGAUGGUGGAAGGAGGCCUCAUGGGAGGAGGAUGCGAGCUCUUUGUGCCCCCUCUCGAGAGCAGUCAAGAAGAGACCCUCAUGAACGAUGGAGGUGCAGGGAGCAUGGUGAGCAGUGCCGACAUCAGCAACAGUGGUGAUGUGAACAAGAUCCAAAGCGGAAUGCUUUGGGAGGACGAGGACAUUAGAGUGGGGGAGUGGGAGUUGGGAGACUUGAUGAAAGAUGUCUCUUUUCCUUUCCUUGAUUUCCAAGUCGAAUGAUGGGACAUUCAUUCCACAGGUAUAUCACCUCCACAACCCAUCUCUCUUUCUUCUCCUUUCCUCAACCUUACAUCUGCUUGCCUUUCUCUUGCCACUACAUAUACAGCAUGCCAAAUAUGUUUCAGAUACAAAAGAAGAAGAAAACUCGGUCAAGCUAAUUGAUUAUGCUGCUCAAUUCUUUGAAGCCUCUUAAGCUUCUUUGUUACUCCACAAAAUCCAUAUUCACCAAUAAAGUACAGGCAACGUUUGGUUCUCAUUCUCCUUCCUCACCUCUGCAGAUGAAGUUAUGUAAAUAGGUUCAUGGUGUUCAAGGGGGAUGACAAGGAAAUAUAUACAUACAUAUGAUUCUUGGUUCAUGGAAGGUGGUUUUAGGGUGUGAUUCAACAACAUUUGCAAUUGAGGAAAUCAUAUGUACCAGUGAAAGAUAGAAAUUAAAUGAAGCAAAUUUUUUUUAUUUGUUUUUUUUUGCAUAUAAUAGAGGCAUCUAUGAUUACAAGUUUCCAGAUGAAGGAAAGGAGGAUUCUAUGAAAAGCUUUGUACUACUCUUUUAUUUUAAAUGCGACAUAUGUUUCUCACCACCAUGGUUGGUAGUAAAAGUAUGUGUGGAGUGUGGGAUGAUGACUUUUCUCAUUUGCUAUGGUACAUGGACCAAAACUAAAUGAUAGAAAGGUGGUGGGGCUGUAUGAAACAU
Molecule: messenger RNA, 1671 nt
Organism: Musa acuminata subsp. malaccensis (wild Malaysian banana)
Lineage: Eukaryota; Viridiplantae; Streptophyta; Magnoliopsida; Zingiberales; Musaceae
Product: transcription factor MYB83-like
Source: RefSeq, a predicted model, not a curated record